Molecule: messenger RNA, 3646 nt
Organism: Egretta garzetta (little egret)
Lineage: Eukaryota; Metazoa; Chordata; Aves; Pelecaniformes; Ardeidae
Gene: SLC33A1
Product: solute carrier family 33 member 1
Cellular component (GO): membrane
Molecular function (GO): acetyl-CoA transmembrane transporter activity
Source: RefSeq, a predicted model, not a curated record
AUGGCCGCCGAUCGGCCCCAGCCUGCGGUAGCGGAGCUCCCGGGGCUCCCUGCAGCCCGUUUUAAGGGUACAAUCUCCUGGGGGCGCUCCGCCCGCCGCAAGUCCUGGCUGGUGCCCACGCAGUACGUCCUGGGGCUCUUCAUGAUCUACAUGUCCACCCAGGUGGACAUGCUGCUGGGCGACGGGGAGGGCCGGGGCCCCGACGUGGUGGCCCUCACUGUGACUUUCUUCCUCUUCGAGUUCCUGGCGGCGACGCAGGACAUUGCGGUGGACGGCUGGGCCCUGACCAUGUUGUCCAGGGAGAAUGUGGGCUACGCCUCCACCUGCAACUCCGUGGGCCAGACGGCUGGCUACUUCCUGGGCAAUGUCCUCUUCCUCGCCCUGGAGUCGGCCUCCUUCUGCAACAAGUACCUGCGGUUCCAGCCCCAGCCCCAAGGGAUUGUUACCCUCUCAGAUUUCCUGUUUUUCUGGGGAGCUGUCUUUUUAAUUACCACUACACUGGUUGCCCUUUUGAAAAAGGAAAACAAGGAACUAACACCAACAAAAGAAGAAACAAAAGGCAUCACUGACACAUACAAGCUGCUAUUCUCAAUAAUCAAGAUGCCGGCAGUUCUUACUUUCUGUCUCUUGAUUCUCACAGCAAAAGUUGGAUUUUCAGCAGCAGAUGCCGUAACAGGACUCAAACUGGUGGAAGAGGGCGUCCCAAAAGAGCACCUAGCUCUGCUAGCAGUUCCCAUGGUUCCUUUACAGAUAAUAUUGCCUCUGAUUAUCAGCAAAUACACAGCAGGCCCCCAGCCACUGAACACAUUUUACAAAGCUAUGCCUUUUAGAUUACUGCUUGGUCUGGAAUUUGCUUUUUUGGUAUGGUGGACUCCUAAAGUAAAACAUGAAGGAGGAUUUCCUGUCUACUACUAUGUUGUAGUAUUGCUGAGUUAUGCUUUACAUCAGAUCACGCUGUAUAGCAUGUAUGUUGCAAUAAUGGCUUUCAACGCCAAAGUCAGUGACCCGCUGAUUGGAGGAACCUACAUGACGCUCCUAAAUACUGUGUCAAAUCUGGGAGGGAACUGGCCUUCUACCGUGGCACUCUGGCUUGUGGACCACUGUGCAGGGGCCCAGGAACAGACCUGUGGAACUACAGUUGCUGCAGAACUCUGCGCAAAAGCUGGUGGUUCCUGUGUUACUACCUUGGAUGGUUACUAUGUGGAAUCUGUUAUCUGUGUCAUUCUGGGAUUUGGCUGGUGGUUCCUACUUGGGCCAAAAUUUAAAAAGCUGCAGGACGAAGGACAGUCUUCGUGGAAGUGCAAGAGGACCAAGUGAUGCAGUUUAAAUACUGGAUGGACUAGCAAGGUCAUUUACGUUUUAUUACAAAGACAUAUCCCAUAAUCAAUAAACAGGAAUAUAGGUAUUUUUAAAUGCCAUGUUACUGAAAAAAUGGGCGGCUGAGACAGUGGUAUGUUUGUAUGUGGUACCACUUGCCCUCGCAAUAUGAAAAUGUAAGUUCAGAAAGUAAUUGUUAAAAAGUGGCACCUAUGUACUACAUACAUAUCUCCGAGCUCUAGCUUCAGAGUCAUGGCUGCCGGUGUAACCAAUAUCCAAAUUUCCAUAUAGAACUAUGGAAAAGCUAAUUGUGCCAUGUCUGUCUAAACAGCAGCAUUGUCAGCUAAGUUCCAACUCUUUAUUUUCAAACAGAAGUGAUCUGACACAGGGAGAUGACCCGAGGAAGGAUGUCAAAGGCAUUUUAACUUGUAGGUUGAGUGUGUUGUACCACAACAUUCCUUGUCAGAAGAUAAAUGUGAAAAGUCUGUGGGCUUUGUUUCUUCUCGCUUUCUGAACUGUAACCACACCUCAAAGGACGAAAUACUUCAGAGAUUCUUUUAAAUGUAUUUUCUGGCUUUUAUAAGCUUUAAAGAUUUAUAAGAAGAUAUUUUUAUAAACAAAUUACAUUUGUUUAAUUUAUUUCCACUGUUUCAAAGCAUUUUGAUUUACAUUCAAGGUACUUUCUUGAUGAAAAAUUGCUGUAAGGUAGGACUUAAGAGUAACGCACAAUACUCUCAGCCUUGAGUCCUGAAGAUGUAAACUGGACAGUGCAGCAGCUGGCACGCAAAGUCAGGUUUCAGAAGGAGAGGGCAUGCAGGCCUUCGGAAGGUGGUUGUUAUUUUGAGGGAAUGAAUUGAUAGCGUUGGUUCCUCUAUGCCACUAAAAUUCAAACAUUCAAUUUCAAAAUCGGUGGAAAAAAUGUGACUGUUCCCAGCUAGGGGUAAGAAAAGAUGAUCAGUGCCUUUGAAAGUGAUUUGGUGACAAACUUGCCAAAUUCCCAGUGAGUUGGUAUACGACUUGCUGUCACAUAAAUCAAACAGGCUGAAUCCUGUGGUAGAGUUGCUAUGGAAAUUUAUUACUGAUGCUGUGUAGUGGAAGCAUUCCUGUUCCAUUUAUCAAAAAUUACUUCCCUCCUGAGUGCCUUAGUGAUGUACAGCAAGCAUACUGUACGCCUAGAGAGAGGGCACUUGGACACUGGUGGAUGUAAAUGGUACAUCAUCAUUAAAAAAAACCUAUUAAAAAUACCUUUGAAAGGUACAUGAUUUUCUUUUCCAUUUGGUGUUUCUUGCCUUGUCAAUAUUGGAAGUAUUGCAUCCCAAAGCUUUGUGUUCCAAACUCCUGGAAGGGGUUGUGGAUAUUUUGUUACUGUAUGUUUCAGGAAAACAGUAAAUGAAUACCAACUUCUGACUGACGGAGGGGAUGUGGGUGCGUACAAAGCGCCUGCAUGACAUAAGGGGUAAGGAGAUGGCCAGAAGAGGACAGUGUGACCAAGUGCUUCCUCGGGCAGCCUGUCCCUCUGUCACCCUUGAGGGUGGUUGGGGGAAAGCCAAACCUGGAGCUGUAGGGCUCCCUUGGCUGUGAUCUGCAGUCCAGCAACAGCACAUCCUCACCAUUUGUUUCAAGUACAGCAAAAUCAAUCAAGCAAAAUAAAAUCACAUUGGUUUUACUCACCAAACUAAAAGUCUUCCAAUUUCACCUUUGCAUAAGCACAAAAAGAAUAUAUCAGAGAUUUGUAGUCAAAGGUGAGUGCAUCUUCCAGUCCUAGCCCCACUGGAUCAAUGAUGUAUGAGGUACUUCAGGUCUGUAUCUUUACUGGAACAGUCGGCCGCUUACUUUAAUUACAUCUUUUCCAUACGUAGGGGUGGUUUUUUUUUUACUUUUCUGACUUUGAGGAAAAACUUCUCAAGUGCAAAAUAUGGGAAAUUAAAUUCAUAGGUGUUUUAGAGUUGGCUUUUACUUUGCAAUUUUGUUUCACUAUUUCUGAAGGUGCCAAUGAAACUUAUUAAUAUAGAUGGGUUGAGAAUUGCUUAAUUGGUACAUUAGCUAAACUUGGCAACAUCAACAUUAAGCAUAAACUCCAAUUCAAUAGUAAUAGAUGAAAUGUGACCUAAAUUAAAUGACUGUUUCCUCUUUCAAACUGGAAGAACAACUGAUGGAUUGGGUUAUUAAUCUAUCAGUGUUGCUACUUUGUACCACGAGUCAGAGGUGUUACUGCUAUACCCGCUGAUGAGCAGGGUGCUGAAAUGAACCAGUAAACUUUUGGUCUUGAUACUUUUUUUUCUCCCAACCCUAUUUUAAAGUGAAAUAAUUAAUGUUUCUGAAAGAAUUA